Penicillium pulvis is the source of this 702-nucleotide messenger RNA. Its product is annotated as type 1 glutamine amidotransferase domain-containing protein. The transcript has 3 exons. Lineage: Eukaryota; Fungi; Ascomycota; Eurotiomycetes; Eurotiales; Aspergillaceae. The record is from RefSeq and is a predicted model, not a curated record. Bases 1 to 702 code for a protein of 233 amino acids. Gene Ontology annotation, molecular function: glyoxalase III activity.
AUGGCCCCAAAAGUUCUUGUCAUCCUUACUUCGCAAGCAUUUAUCCCAGCAAACAACCACCCUAGUGGAUGGUAUCUCCCUGAAUUCGCCCACCCAUUUUAUAUUCUGAAUGGCAAGGUUGAUAUACUUGUGGCGUCUCCUAAGGGUGGAGAAGCACCUCUAGCUCCUGAAUCUAUCAAGCUUUCUCAGAACGAUGCGAUAAGCAUGAAGUUUUUGAAAGAGCAGAAAGCUCUCUGGAGCAAUACAGUCAGACUCCACGAAAUGGUUCCCCGAGCAGAUGAGUUCGACGCACUUUUUUAUGUUGGUGGACAUGGGCCGAUGUUUGACUUGACCAACGAUUUCGAUAGCAUUGCCCUGAUUGAGAAUUUUGUGGCUGCUCAGAAGCCUAUCGCAUCCGUCUGCCAUGGACCAGCUGUUCUCCUUCAGGCAAAGACCCCAUCCGGUCAAUCCGUUAUUGAUGGUGUUGAAGUGACAGGUCUGUCAAAUGCUGAGGAGGACGCUGUUGGUACAACCUCAGUCAUGCCGUUUCUUUUAGAAUCAGAACUGGAUCGUGUAUCCGGUAAAUAUAUAAAGGCAAAGCCCUUCAGCGAAAAUGUUGUUGUUUCUCGGUCGGCCGGUAACGGUUCGCUUAUAAUCACUGGUCAAAAUCCGGCGAGUGCUGCAGCUGUUGGGGAGGAGAUUCUCAAAGCCUUGGGCCUAUGA